GGACGUGCGAGGUCGACGGGGAAGUCUUGCUGCACCUCCUCCUCCGGCUGGCGUUGAACCCAGGACACGCGGCGCUGACCGCUGCUCUGCUGACAUGACCGCGGCCGGCGACUGCCCGCCGCCUGCUCCGGCCCGGCCCGUCCGGCCCGUCCGCCGGGAGGCCUUCCCCAUGGCCGCCGAGUCCAGCUGACAGUAGCCGCCCGGGCUGCGUGGCGCCCCAGUGCCCCCAGUGCCCCCAGGACGACGAGGAGGUCCUUAGGACCAGCACGGCCAGCCCCCCGGAUAAUGUGUGGUGCCAGCAAGACGCUCGGCUCCGUGCAAGUGAGGAUAUUCAGUGCGUGACGGUGUUCAGUGUUCCCGCAAGACAGUGAGACAGUGUAGCGCCCCGGACAAGCCGCCGCUUCCGGUCGCCGCCGUCCCCUACAGUGCAGUGCAGAACAAGAACGCGAAACGCGCACCUCGGACUGUCGCCCGCAUUCCUCCAGCAUUCUGAGACACUACUUAUCACCGGCCGUCGGCCCGUCGGCCACACAAACACUCCCGUCACCUUCCCGUCGACGCGGACUCCCCGACAACACUUCGCGCCAAAACCACUUAACGGAACAAGACGGCGACCCGAACCGCCAACGGGACGCUCCUGACAAAGACGCCGAGAGUCGCAGGGACCGCCAAUCUCACUCUCACAAACAACCCUCCCCUCCAGUCCCCCCUCCUGCCUCCCCCCUCCCCUUGUCGCCAUGAGCAAGGCGAGCAAAGCCGGGUACGAGGCGCACGCCCCCCAGCAGGACCUCGAGUCCAUGGGGGCCUUGGGCGUCCGCGCGCACGUCCGCGAAGUCAUGGGGAUGCGCCGGUCCUCCGCGCUCCUGCUGCUCUUCGUGUUCUUCUACGUCGGCUACCUGGUGGCGGGCGGGCUGGUGUUCGCCACCAUCGAGGCCCCCGCCGAGGCCCAGCUCAAGGCGUCGCUGCUGCGCGCGAGGCAGGCCUUCCUGGAGAAGCACCCCUGCGUGUCAGACCUGGACCUGGAGAUGCUGCUGAACGAGGUGGUGUGGGCCGCGGACCGCGGCGUGUCGGCCGUCAACAACGUCACUGGCCACCCCAACUGGAGCUUCGGCCAGUCCAUCUUCUUCUCCUCCACCGUCGUCACCACCAUAGGGUACGGACACGUGACGCCGCUCUCCAAGGUGGGCAAGAUCUUCUGCAUCGUGUACGCCAUCUUCGGCAUCCCGCUGACGCUGGUGCUGUGCACGGCGUUGGUGGAGCGGCUGCUGGUGCCCGCCACGCUGCUGCUGCAGUGGCUCAACGCGCGCCUGGGCCACCUGUACCAGCCCUUCUACAUCCGCCUGCUGCACCUCGCCAUCAUCGUCUCGCUGCUCGUGAGCCUGUUCCUGCUGAUCCCCGCCGCGGUGUACGCGUCCCUGGAGCCGGAGUGGGACUACAUGGACGCGCUGUACUACUGCUUCAUCUCCCUCACCACCAUCGGCCUGGGCGACUACAUCCCCGGCGACUACCCCGGCCAGGCCUACCGCCCGCUCUACAAGGUCCUCACCACAGUGUACCUCCUGGUGGGCCUGACCUUCACCAUGCUCACGCUGGCCGUGUUCUGCGACAUCCCCCAGCUUAACGUGGGCCUGCUGUUCCUGGCCCGCUCCGACGAGACCACCAACGACCCGGAGAAGGUCCGCCUGAACCAGCCGGCGUGCCCCCACACGCAGUACACCCAGCAGCGCGUGCACGUGCGCACCCGGCUCGACUCCCCCAGCCCCGAGGAGGUGACCCCCGUGCACGCGCGGCCCUAGACCUAGAGCCUGGCCCUAGAGCCCAGGCGGCCUCACGCAGCACUCUGUGGGCACACCGUAGGCAUGCCGACGGCGCCUCCUCGGGGCUAGCCGGGAACAGCAACAGACCUGGCGCACCCCACCCCGAGGAGACAGGGCCUAGGCGGGCCCUAGACAGGCCCUAGGAAGGCCCUAGGCUGGCCCUAGGGCGCUCCUUCCCCCUCCCCUUCCCCAAGGUCGAAGCCGUCCUCGACCAGUAGGCUGGUCCCAAACGGAGUUUUCAUCGCUGUCUCUCUCGCCCCCGUACGGGAUGCCCCACGAGUGCGAGAGAGACAGGGCGACGACGAUGUGCGGGAUCGCUCGGCAGCCCACUGUAGUCCCUUCUUCCGGGCCGGGGCCAAGCUCCCGCCCAAGCACCUCCACGACGAAGAGAGCUCUGCCCCGGCGGCCAAGCGGCGAAGCGGAGCCCCGGAAACAGCGGGGAAGCCCCUCGGCGGACCAUCGGGGAAGCGUAGCAGCGACAGCCAGACGAAGUAGCGGCUCGCGGGGCUGGGCGCGUGACGGCGUGACGCUCGUGGGGAGACCUCUUUUCGUCUGUGGUCGUCUAUCCAUAUCGUCGCCUCAAGUAUUUCCCUUUAACACUAGUCAUAUUGGUCCUCCUUCUCCCUCAAGCCCACCGUGGCGUACUUCGUACUUCUACUGCUGACUAUGGCUGAGCUUAGUGACGACUCUCGCCGAGUUUAGACUCACGGCCACCACCCUUCCUAACAUGGACCUCACCUUCCCGCUGCCUUUUAUCUCUCCAGUACGUUGUGAAACAUUUCAAAAUAAAUCUAUGUAGUGUACUGUUCUUUAUGUAGGAGCGUCCGGCUCUAUCUGUAGCGGCCGCCAGUGGCAUGAGUAAGUCAACUCGCCGCCGCGCAAAUGUUUUCUUGUUUCGGUUUGCUGUUUGCUUCGUAAGAACUUAGAAACAUUUCAUCGUAAUUAUUUUUGGCCGCUUUAUAAAAAGUUAACGAAUAGAGGAAGUUUAGUCUGGUGCUGGAGGGUUGGACGGGAAGUGCUAAGAGGGUCGCUACUUUUCGUUUUGUUUCGGAGUGUCACAAGGGAGAAUAAAUAACCAGUCACUCUCUAUUUUGCGAGGGAGGAAUCUCCAUUCAGCCAUGACGCGCAGCGCAGACUGAUUACAAUUUACAAGUAACUAACGCACAUGGAUUCGUUCCCGACGCAUUGUGCUAAUAAAACUGCUGGUGACGUACACGUUUUAUUUUUCGAAUGCCCUCCUCACCCGGUGACUUUGAUCAGCGUUGUUCUCGCCUCCGUUAGAGGUCUGUUAAUCUACAACCAUCUUUAGAUUAGGCUGUGAAACGAUGUCUAGAAUAUAUUUUAUGUAAUUUAUGAUGCACUCAUAGCAAUGCGGUAUACACUCGCGUCAGGUAGGGAAUUCCCUUCCUCGGACCAAAUCCUCCUAUUCCCGCCACUUUUCAAUAUUCCUAGAAAUUGAACAAAGGUUCUGGAUGAAGUCUCCUCGAACUUCGGACAGUCCACCAUCGUCGGAGUCAUGGCGCGGUCCAGAAUCUUAUGACUUCGACUCAAAGUAAUAGACUUUCCGACUGUCCUGGAACUCAAAUCAAAAGCACCGCUUCCGCACACAACCAGUGGAUGUAGUGUAUUUCGACAAGUACCACAGUAGGAGCACAAUCAAAAUAUAUAGUGUCAGCAGUGCUACUAUAAAGAAACAGUGUUGUGAAUGUUAAGGUGAACGCUUGUUUUCGAUGUAAGUAGAAGACAUGUAUUGGAAUCAAUAAAUCCACCACUGACCGCUA
Molecule: messenger RNA, 3598 nt
Organism: Thrips palmi
Lineage: Eukaryota; Metazoa; Arthropoda; Insecta; Thysanoptera; Thripidae
Product: potassium channel subfamily K member 1-like
Exons: 5
Coding region: 738-1796 (352 amino acids)
Biological process (GO): potassium ion transmembrane transport; stabilization of membrane potential
Cellular component (GO): membrane
Molecular function (GO): potassium ion leak channel activity
Source: RefSeq, a predicted model, not a curated record